Messenger RNA from Sparassis crispa, 3879 nucleotides. RefSeq lists its product as hypothetical. NCBI's taxonomy places the organism in Eukaryota, Fungi, Basidiomycota, Agaricomycetes, Polyporales, Sparassidaceae. The transcript has 15 exons. The coding region runs from base 1 to 3879 and encodes 1292 amino acids. The record is from RefSeq and is a predicted model, not a curated record.
AUGCCUCAGUCUUCUGCCUCCGACUUUGUUCAUUCGAUCGGCCGCCAUCUGAAACCCCACCGUGAUCGUGUCAGCUCCGAACCUCUGCAGAGAUCCGAGUCCUCCAGUGAUGCUGGAGAACCAGCUCGUGAUUUGCACGUACGCCAUGCAGCUAUAGACUCUGUAAUCUCCUUCCCAACCCCUGCAACACAUGAUGACGAGCAUGAAGCAAUUGCCAAAAACCUCGCCGAGGCACACGACAGAGUGGAAAGAGUAGCCUCUGACAUGGCAGAUAGCGCGAAGGAUACUAGCCUCGUAUUUCGUAUCCCAGCUUCCCUUCAGAAUGGUGCUUCGAAGCUGGGAGUCUACACGAACAUCGUUGAAGAGGUGGACCCUUCUGCAUUGAAUAGUAUCGAGAAUACUGUGGAGCAUUUUAUGGAAGGCAUCCCGAUGCUCAUGAGCGCUCUCGACGAGGUCGCGAAAGUGCACCCUUUUGUUGCAGUUGCGAUCCUUGCGUUCAAGGCGGCAUACGUGCUGGGCACGACACAUCGCGAGAAUGACAAGAAGAUCGUCGCGCUCUACGCGGAGAUGAAGGACAUGAUGGCGAUUCUAGUGCAGCUGAAGGAUAUGAAGGAUGGUGACAGCGAGCAAAGCGGUACGACUAUCAAAGACCGACUGCAGGGACUCGUCGAGCAGACCGUGGACGACAUCAAAGCAUGUGCGAAUGCCUGCGACACAUAUUCGCGCAAGAAGCUCAUCGUCAAAGUGUUGAAAGGUCCUCUGUGGAACAUGAAUCUGGUGCGCUUCGUUGGCGUCUUCACGGAACGGCGCUCGCAAUUUGCGUUUGCGCUUACCGUCCAUACCGGCUUAGGCAUGGACCAGGCAAAUAUCAGCCUGACCGAGAUCAACGCGAAAGUGGAAUUGAUGCUUGCAUUCUUCCAAUCACAUAUUUCCUCCGAAGAGCGAGAGCUAGGUCAUCGGGUCGCUCAAUGCGGCGGAGCCGAUCGUGUCGUGGAGAAUGACAACGACCUGAAGGCUUUGAGUGCCUACGAAGUAGUACUUAAGUCCAACGGCCAGCAAUGGUACGGAGACGGGACAUCAGACGUUCUUUCUCCUAGCUCUGUCCAGCCCUGGGACAAUUCGGGUGAAACUGACAUAGUUUUACUGAAGAACGAUCUUCGCGAAGAACCUGCCACUGCGAUAGAGCACAAUAUGACAAUCUUUGUAUCAAAGUUCGAGAUGCAGAAAAAUCAGAUCAUCGACGAGGUGUCCAGGACUAUGCAUCGAGAGGGAGACAGAAUCAUAUCUGAGGUCACGGCGGGUCCUCAUGACAAGAUCAAAGACCCCACAGUGUACACAAUCUGGAAAGACAUGGGCUGGCGGGGGAGCGUGAAGACACGACACUUUGUGCUUGCGCCCCACGAUUACUACCACGAAGUGAUGGAAGAAAGGAAGGACGAUCCUCAGUACGAAGAGGACCGCAAACGAUUGCGAGGGGAUGAGUGGGCUCUUGAAUGGAUCCAAGUUUCGAGGCUGCAGCUGGUUUCAGAGGCUUUCGACGAUGAUGCUUCAGGUUUCAUCACCAUCGCAGAGGCAAACAAGAUGACAACGUCUCGACCUCUUGAUUGGAGCUUGCUCCACUGGUUGGCUUACUGGGCAAUUGGAUGGCAAUUGUCAGGUAACUUUUACCGUGAGAAGAUCAGUCAACUCUUCUCGAGAAUAUACGAGCUCAGGUCCAAACGGGCCAUCCAUCCCGCAAAUCGUUGCCAGGUCGACAAUCUGCUGUCGUCUAUUUGGAGACCGACGGCGCUGCUCAUAUACGCAUUACAGCAGUACAAUACCAACCGUCCACUGAGAACCCGAUUCCAGAGCUAUGUCGACGCGGAGCAAACUAGGCUGCGGAGAAAUCUGGAGGCAGUUCGCUUCGAUAUCGACGGCCCAGAUACCCUCGUCCUCAUCACCGGACCUGGCAGGAUUGAGAAGUUUGUUUUCCCGCUGUUAUAUCUCCUUGUCGAGCGGUUCUACCAAGUGAUAAGGAUUUCCUGCCAAUGCGUGCUUCGACAGGAAGAUAUAUGGUAUGCUGCAAGGAGUAUCGACGUGGUGAUGAGGGCCGCGGCUCGCCGGCGCAAACAUCUUCAAGAAACAUUCCAUCAAAGGAAGUUGCCUGAUACGGCGGAGUUCAAACGUUUUGCAGCAGGACUGUUCAACUUGGAUGGCGGGAAAGAAGGUACUGCAAAUUGGACACCCACUCUCAGUGAUAACGAAAAGAGUGAGCCGGAACCCAUGAACAUGGCCAUUCUAAAAUUCCCAAUCGUCGAUGACCAUCCUUUCGCCUGCGAAGCUUAUGAGGUCUCGGACGAACAUGAGUCUGAAGAAGACCGAGUGGCUGAUGGACCGGUAAAGGCAAUCUUAGGGUACUGGUGUGGCUUCAUGUACGAGGCCGGGAUGUACCCUUCGUACUGCAUGAGAUCAUUUUUUAUCCAUGCGGCGAAACGCGAUUCUCAAGAAUUCUCGGCAGUAUCGAUCAUAGACGAGGGUACGGACUUCUGCAUCAAGGGGCAGUCCAGAGCAGGUGCCGAUGGAUGCGCUGAUGUUGUAUUCACAAUGAAAUACUCUGGACGCUGGUUCAGCAAAGUAUUCUCGGGUACUGUGGACAAUGAGGGGCAGACCUUGGCGGGGCGGUGGGCAGUUGUCGAGUCGGGGAUGGAAGAACAAGCUCUCACAGAAAAUUCCAAAUGGAGGGGGGAUCAUCCAAUGCCCUGGUCUUAUUAUUUCAUUUUCAAGCGGGUUGCUCCAGACAUCAUAUGUUAUCGCCCAUCCCCUGAAACGUUCAGGGAGAACAGGAUCCGAGGUUUGUGGCAAUUCGCGCGGAGCGCUGUUCUGGCUCAAGUUCGCAGAGAGAUGUUCUCGUGGUCACACUUCAAGCGUCGUCAACAUUUCCGCAAGAGGUUCAUAGAGUUAUCCAUUCACUACCACUACCGCAAGGCUUUUAACGCCAACCAACGAAAGGAGAUGGCGCAGUGUCUUCAGUCAUUCACACACUCCGAUGCAAGGUUUUACUGCUCCAUCCGGAAUUACCAACUGCGAGUCAUGCCAAUCCACUUCGGCGUGAAAUGUUGCAACAUCGACUGCCAGAAUGUCAUCGUGGGCGCUCGGAUCAUUUGUCUUGAUUGCAAAGGUCCCAAACUACCUAUGACAGUGGAUCUUUGUGCGGAGUCUCCCUGCGCUACUGCCCGUGUUGAGAGGAACGAUUUGGAUGCACCCCACCUACCCACGCACACAAUUCUUAAAACUAGAAUCGUCGUACUCGCAUCCGACUUCCCGGCAAUGAGUCGUCGUUGGAUGGCGACUGCAGAUAAGGCAAUUACGGCCUUUGACACUGUCAAGGAGACGGUGGGGUCUGCGAACACCAGAAAUGCAUACGGCAACGGAUGUCCGAGAACGUACCUCUGCCGCGAUUGUGGAGCAACGUUGACGGACCCCUCAACUUGUUGGUAUUGCACUGUCUGUCCGGAGAAUACUUUUAUUUGCAACAGCUGCGAGGGAAAACGAGACAUGGCUGAGAAGAACACAGUUGAACGAGGUCGGGUGGAGAACACCGAUGAUGGUGCAGGUUCGCACCAGUCCGACCAUCCUCUCAUAAAGACAUAUGGCCGCAAAGAGGAACCUGUCCCAGUAGAGGAGAGACUUGCUGCUAUCGAGCGCAGGUUCGUCACUAUGGAGCAAUGCUUCGAUGACAUGGGCCAGCGACAGCAGGAGAUAGACAAGGCGCUCGCCACGUUGAUCGCUCAAACAGAUAGUCGGAUGUCGAAGAUGGAGACACUUCUGGAAAAUGUAGUCACAAUGCUGACGAACCGCUGGCGUUCAGAAGAUGUGGGGAACGGUCACUUGUCUUUAUAA